Molecule: messenger RNA, 1782 nt
Organism: Prorocentrum cordatum
Lineage: Eukaryota; Dinophyceae; Prorocentrales; Prorocentraceae
Source: the annotation of a GenBank genome assembly
AUGGAGUCUGAGAACGCAAACGAGGUGAAACUCAAGAUUUUCGAUUUUGAGCAGAAUACUGUGGACCCAAAUGUUUCGCCGGAAUACACGACUUCCUGUUGCGCUCUGUUUAUUGCUGAAGAAAUUGCAGAGUUCAGUGGGUGCCAGAACUUGUUCGGACGAGCAAGCGACCUCUGGAGGGAUCGACUUUUGGCUUGCAGGAGGACUUGGGCCAGAAUUGGCGCCGGUGAUGGCGCUCUUCCGCAAUAUCUCUUGGGGGAGAAGGGUUUCCCGACAGACCUGGCAACCGUGGUGUGCGCGGAGGAGCUCAUGGAGCAUCUCCUUACUCACACCCCCCCGUUCAGCGUUGCGUGCACGGCACCAAAGAAGGACAAGCCGAAGGGGACGACUAUAGCCGUGGAUAACACAUUCGGAAUUUUUGUCGGACGCCAAGUGUUUGUGGUGGAUUCUCACAGGCAUUCGCGCGGACAAGAGGGCAUGUGCUUGGCAAUGACUGAAGAGGUAGACUUCGUUGCUUUGUCCAAGUGGGUAUUCAAUGUGUUCUUGCCUCUUUCGGGAUGCGCAGUAGACCAUCCCGACUUGUGUUUUCAUGAAGUGAAAGCGCACGCCAGUAGCGCCGAGAGCACCCCAACCCAAGACGCGUCAGGCUCGGCAGCCAUUGGUGGCGCAGUGCCGAGCGCUAGCCAGGAUGAUGGUGCCCCUACCAUUGGCGCGGCUGCCAACGUCUGGAAGAUGCGCCGUAUACGUGUCAAAUCGAGAGGCCAAUUGUUUCCAGUGACGCAUUCCGCAGCAGGUGUCAUUGGGCGCAUCACUGACGAGGCCACAGCCGGGGAGGUCUUCACCGAGCGCGUGCGUUCCGAGGCGCAGGAGUAUCUCUCGCAGGUGCGCGAGGCCACGGUUCGGAGGGCGUGUGCUGCAGCGGGAUGGGAGUGCAUGUUAUGCCCCUUCAAGUCGCUCGCGAAGGUGAACCACCUGGCAGCCCAUGUGACAAAGCAGCACGAGGGCGGCAUGAAGCACCCCAUCCGCAACUUCGUCAACUUUUCUCGGCACCUGUUCGACUCUUGCACAUCCAAGCCAGCGCCAUGGGAUCUUCUGAAGCCAGGAGGAGCCAGUGGAGUUUGUCGACGGGCGCACAGCGGUUGGAAGGCUUUGGUGCGGGAGCGCCCCCUGGCCGACACCGCGCGCGCUGUGCGAGCCUGGAACACAGGCGUCAAUCGUCCCGAAGCCUUGAAGCGGGGAUGGUACCGUGAAGAUUUCCGAUCCUUGAUCACCGAAAAGGGUGGGCGAUUGCUGCUUCGGAAUCAUCCCGAGCAUGUGUGUGCGCGGUGCGCAUCACUUCGAAUACUGCUGUCUCUCAGGGGUAUAUCUGUGCUAACCAGCGUUCGAACGCGCGCGCCCCGCGCAGGCACGGCGGCGGCUAUAUCGGAAGCUGCAUACGCGGGCGCACGCGCAGGGUUACAUCGCCGCCAUAGUUUCUGCGCAGCUCGAGGGGGGCUGCGACCUGAUCCUGCUGCGCGAGGACGAUGCAGAGCACACAGAACGGCAGGGCAAGGGGCUCGCGGCCAGAGACAGGGAGCGCUUGCACCGCGAGGGAGAGAAGGCACGCAAGGCACGCGUGGCGCAGGCUCGCGGCAUCUCUUUCUUGUACCCACGGAGCGGCGACGGCUUCGCAGCACGAGCAGUUGCGCGCGCGCGAACAUUCCAGUCCAGGAGGUUGAAUUCGUUGGGACGGCCAGAACAGAAGAAGGACGCAGAACGGUCCAGGAAGUGGAAGCAGGAUAA